UGACACCACUUCCGGUCCUCCCCCCCCCCCCAGUAAAGAUGGCGGACGAGGCGACCCGGCGCGUGGUGGCGGAGCUGCCGCUGCUGAGGACGAACGCGGGGCCCCGAGACCGGGAGCUGUGGGUGCAGCGGCUGAAGGAGGAAUACCAGGCGCUCAUCAAGUAUGUGGAAAACAACAAGAACGCUGACAACGACUGGUUCAGGUUGGAGUCUAACAAGGAAGGGACUAGGUGGUUCGGGAAGUGCUGGUACAUCCAUGACCUGCUCAAGUACGAGUUUGCCCUCGAGUUCGACAUUCCUGUCACAUACCCUUCCACCGCCCCUGAAAUCGCCAUUCCAGAGCUGGAUGGGAAAACCGCCAAGAUGUACAGGCUAUGGGAGGAGUCUCAGCUGUUGGUAAAUGCAGCCGCCUCUGGGGUGGAACAUGGCAGGUGUUGCUCAAAGCACAGGAAAGCAGCCCCUUGAUGCAGGACAGGAAGUGGAGGAGAUGCCAUGUCUGAGUGGAACCCCGGGCGUCCUGGUGAGGCAGAGGAAGCUUCCCUGUGUCGGGAUGGGGCCAGGCUUAUGAGAGCUGCAGCUCCGUUCUGGGGUUGAGUGGGCUUGACACCCCUAUGGCAGUGUCUCCUGUGGUCCCACGAUGCCAGGCUCUGGGUUCUGUCGCCCCUCCAUGUCUCCCGUGGUCCCACGGGGCCAGGCUCUGUCUCCCCUCCGCGUCUCCCGUGGUCCCACGGGGUCAGGCUCCGGGCUCUGUCUCCCCUCAGAGCCUCCCGUGGCCAGGGCUUCUCCCUCACAUCUCUUUUGUCUCUUGCAGGGGAGGGAAGAUCUGCCUGACUGACCACUUCAAGCCCCUGUGGGCCAGGAACGUGCCCAAGUUUGGGCUGGCCCAUCUCAUGGCCCUGGGG
Chelonia mydas (Green sea turtle) is the source of this 901-nucleotide messenger RNA. It is a transcript of the gene UFC1, whose product is annotated as ubiquitin-fold modifier conjugating enzyme 1. Bases 39 to 464 code for a protein of 141 amino acids. The transcript has 5 exons. The record is from RefSeq and is a predicted model, not a curated record. Lineage: Eukaryota; Metazoa; Chordata; Testudines; Cheloniidae. Gene Ontology annotation, cellular component: cytoplasm. Gene Ontology annotation, molecular function: UFM1 conjugating enzyme activity. Gene Ontology annotation, biological process: protein K69-linked ufmylation.